Messenger RNA from Sinocyclocheilus rhinocerous, 1799 nucleotides. RefSeq names its product sushi domain-containing protein 5-like. The record is from RefSeq and is a predicted model, not a curated record. NCBI's taxonomy places the organism in Eukaryota, Metazoa, Chordata, Actinopteri, Cypriniformes, Cyprinidae. Gene Ontology annotation, biological process: Notch signaling pathway. The transcript is spliced from 2 exons. Bases 1 to 1698 code for a protein of 565 amino acids.
AUGACUGAACUUGUUCCACUUCCCUUUCAUCCACCAGAUGAUCCAUGUGGGCAGCCACCGUCAUUCCCACACUCACAUCUGCAGGGGAAAACUGGUCUGGACCUCGGGGAUGAACUUCUGUAUAGCUGUGACCCAGGAUACAAACUUCCCAAUGGAGAUAUGGGCUUCAGCCUGCUUUGCGACAGUUGUGGAGAAUGGUAUGGCCUGGUGCAGCAUUGCGUGAAAGAUGAUUCUGAAGGCCACAUCGACUAUGAAGAUAAGUUCACAGAUGGCCAUCUCCUUGAGAAUCCGAGGGAGGAGCAUCAUAUUUCUUUGAAUCCAGGAGGAACGCAGUCCACUGUUCAUGAAGUAGAAGAAUCCUCUCCUGAGCCUGAGCCAGAGCCUGAGCGGACAGUCAUGUCUGAGGAGGAGAAGGAGAAUGAUGGAGAUUCAACUAUAUCAGUCUCUGAACCUCCAGUGUCUCAACUCAGUCAGAAGCACAUGUUCUGGUUCCCUUCAGAGGCCUUCCAGGAAGAGAAGGAGCAGCCGGGUAUCUCCACUGAUUUCUCCUCUGUUAAAAACCCCACUGAAGAUGAGAGUCACAUGACGGUCAAAACAACCAACAGCCAGUCUGGUCCUGACAUUAUCGCAGAGGAAAGUGACUAUACGACAGAUCCUCCCACCGAUGAACCUACCAGUCCCAGUGCCGGCGGCUCAGACGAGUCCUGGCUAGAUGGAUACCCUGUUACUCAGGAUGAAGAUAAAGCUGGAGGUGAGUCCACAGGGGAGGCAGGGCCAGAACAAGGUGCAGAGUCAGAAACAGAGACCUUGCCUGGCCACUCGGAAGUUGAGGUGUUUGAGGAUGUAACCAAAAACCCAGUGGAAGAAGAGACCGGGGGUUUGAUUGACAACCCUGAGGAGGACGAAGAUGGAGAAAUAAAAACUCCUGAGGACACAAUCCACAUGAAAGGAGACGAGGAGGAGCUCGGUAAAGGGACAAUCAGACUUGAAAAGGAAGAGUCUGUUGUAACACCUUAUGAGGAAACAAUUGAAGGACUUUCAGAAGAUGAAAUGGUGAAAGAAACGUACACACCAGAGAAAACAGACUCUGAUGGAUCCAAAACAUUGGGGUUUGAUGGUGUUACUGACAGUCCAAAUGGCGUGGAGGUGAAGCCCACCACCUUCAUUACUCAGAUUACACCCAGUCCAGAUGAUACUGCUGUACACAAGCGGCCCAUGUCGUACACACCGGCUUCCGCUCCUGAAAACGUGAGCACCAGUCAAGGCGGCUUGGGCCCUGAGAACACAUCCACGCCUUCUGGGAUGGUACAUCUGGAUGGUCCACCUGAUUAUAUCACCAGCAUGCUAACACCCGUCAUCAAGGAUCCAUGGGAAACCUUCGAUGACCACUUGCUGGAGCACAUCCCUGGUCACGUCCCAACUGAAAACCCUGAAAAUCGGAGCGUGAUGGAAAGAGGUGGAGAUCACAGCCUUGAUCAACAGGAGCGGGCUGGAGAGGGUGCUUGUGCAGAAGACCCCUGUCACGGUUCAGGCCGUGGGCCCAUGAUCGCAGCCAUUAUCGUUGGCAUCGUAGCAGCGGUGAUGGGUGUGGUCUUGGGGGUGUGGUGUUAUAAAAAGAGGCAACAAAAGAGCUCUCACUACCAGCUCAAUGGAACUAACAGGCAAACGCAGUGCAUUGAAUUACAACAGACUGUGUGAAAGUCACACAGAUCCUCAUAAAGCCACACAGCUUACUCAGUCAUCCAUACAAAGCCAUUUAUGUGUGAACAUUACAGUCUACGUCCACUAUCUAUCUAUCU